Messenger RNA from Mya arenaria, 1805 nucleotides. Its product is annotated as vacuolar protein sorting-associated protein VTA1 homolog. Gene Ontology annotation, biological process: late endosome to vacuole transport via multivesicular body sorting pathway. The coding region runs from base 52 to 960 and encodes 302 amino acids. The record is from RefSeq and is a predicted model, not a curated record. Lineage: Eukaryota; Metazoa; Mollusca; Bivalvia; Myida; Myidae. The transcript has 8 exons. Gene Ontology annotation, cellular component: multivesicular body.
UACAGUAGGGCAAGGGUUUGAAAAAAAAUAAAUAGAAAAAUAAAUUGCAAAAUGUCUUUACCCCCAUUACCACCACAAUUAAAGGCUAUACAGCAUUAUUUAAAAACAGCCACUGAACAUGAUAAACGGGAUCCAGUCGUUUCAUAUUACUGUCGCCUAUAUGCAUUACAGAAUGGAAUGGAAAUAGAUAAGAAGUCGCCAGAAUGCAGGGUAUUCCAUGUAACAUUGAUGGAUUAUUUGGAAAAGGUGAAGAAGGAGACAGACAGUGAGGCCGUGCACAAUGAGGUGGUGGGACAGGCUCACAUGGAGAACUAUGCCCUCAAGGUGUUCCUGUAUGCUGACAAUGAGGAUAGGGCUUCCAGGUUCAACAAGAAUGUUGUUAAGUCGUUCUACACAGCCGGCAUGCUAUUUGAUACUCUGUCAGUAUUCGGUGAACUUAGCGAAGAUAUAGAAAAAAACAGAAAGUAUGCGAAGUGGAAGGCGGCCUACAUUCACCGCUGUUUAAAGAAUGGGGAGACGCCUGUUGCUGGGCCGCUAGGGGGAGAAGAAGAUGAGGGUGCAGGUGCCACUGGUGGGGCUCCCAUAGGGUUUGAGCAGCCUGGCCCCUCCCAGGGGUACAGCCAGGGGCCCCCUCAGGAUACAAACCCGGCCACCAGUCAACUUAACCUACCAACAGUUACCAACAGAUCACCACAGGACCCUUCAGGGGGUACUCAUGCCCCUCCCUCCACUCCCCAGGAGCCCCAGCAGGCAUCCCGACCCCCUCCCACACAGACAUUCACCACAGACUGGACUCCACCAAAGAAUGCCAAUGGAGUACAGCUGGCGGCAGGUCAGUACCAGCGUGCCAUGAAGCUCUGCAAGUAUGCGAGCAGCGCCCUGCAGUACGAGGACUCGAAGACGGCCAUCGACAAUCUCACCAAGGCUUUAAAGCUCCUCACGACUGGCUCGGAAAGCUGAUGAACUAUUGUGAACGCUGUGAUAUAGAUACAAAUUGUUUUGUUUUAUAUUUAUUGUUCUGUGUAAUAGAGCUGCUUUAUUGCGACUAUAUGGACAAAUUCUUUGCAUGAUUGAGAAUGCAUAUAUGUUUUCUUAAAUUAGUUUACAUGUUAGAUAUUUUAAUUCAAAAUAAAGAAAAUAUUUAUUUGAAUUUUAGAACCUGAUCUUUAAAACUAACUCCCUGUUAAAUAAUUCUCAGAUAAAAGUAAAUAUUGUUAAAUAUCGUGUAAUAUUAUAUUUAAUUUCUCUUGAACAUAUUUGAAUAAGCUUGCUUGGACUUAUAAAAAUAGCUAAACUUAUGUAAGUGUGAUAACUAGGUUACAUGUGGGGAAGCACAGUCAUUUUUAUUGUACUGUUUCGUGAAAAGACUCUUAUGAGUUGUACAAAAUUAUAUCAACAUUAUAUCAUGUAAAUCAAAACUUCAAUCUGAUUGACGUCUACAAUCCUCCUAAACAGGGGCAUAGCUAGACCAGAUAGGACAUGCAGAGCUGGCCUAGAGCCCCUUCAAGAUAUUUAUAUUGGUUGGUCUGUCAAUGGGAAAGUGGAUGCGUAUCCCGGCAUAUAUUAUGCUAAAAAGAGCACAUUUUUCUGCCAAUGAAUGCAGGCCCGCUCCUGCAGUGCCAGCCUGUAGUAACGCUAGGUGGACAUGUUGAAUACCUGUUACGUUUUUCGUUCAGUCUUUCUGUAGUAUGACUCUCUUCAUAAUUUCAUAUCAAUGACUUAUUGCACAGUGUUUGUAUAAUUUUAUUUGUGUCUUGUAAGUAUACUAUACAGUUGAUUUUAUUUGUAAUAAAAUAGGAAUAAUA